Saxophila tyrrhenica is the source of this 1140-nucleotide messenger RNA. RefSeq lists its product as uncharacterized. Bases 1 to 1140 code for a protein of 379 amino acids. The transcript has a single exon. NCBI's taxonomy places the organism in Eukaryota, Fungi, Ascomycota, Dothideomycetes, Mycosphaerellales, Extremaceae. The record is from RefSeq and is a predicted model, not a curated record.
AUGCUUUUCAACACAUGCCGCGCGCUAGCGAUAGCUCUUGUAGCUGCCAUCCCAUACGCGACAGCGCAACGAUUCUACGGUCCAGAAGAUCCACGGCUUGUCACUCAACUCACGACAAAACACCCAAUUAAUGGCGUAAGCACAACUCCAGACGGCCGCUUGUUCGUCGUAUACGCCCGUGUCGACGGCUCCAAAGGACCUCAAGUCGCUGAAUAUGACCAAAGCACCAACACAACGAGCGCCUACCCAAACGAGAAAUGGAACAACUACACCGAGGGUGCAGAUCCAGCAACGCAUUUCGUCGGCGUCAACGGGCAGCGGAUAGGGCCCGACGGCAACCUCUGGGUCAUCGACAAAGGCGCUGCGGCACUUGGUGGCACUGUUCUACUGCCGUACGGACCGAAGCUGGUCGUCAUCGAUACCAAGACGAAUGAGGUCAGCAAGGUGUAUUUCAUGGGCAACGCUACUAGAUACAACAGCCUUCUCGACGACGUCCGCUUCAACAUCGCCACUGGAAAAGCCUACUUGACCGACGCUGGUAGCCCCGGCUUGAUCGUGCUGGAUCUCGCCACUAGCAGUACUUCACGAGUUCUCGAUGGCGACCCGACUACAGACGCUACAAUACCUGUGUCCGCCGAAGGAACAGCAUUGCACAUUGGCUCCAAGCCAGCGUUCAUCUACGCCGAUCAACUGGAAGUAAGCCCUGACACCAAAUACCUGUAUUACCAGCCCGCCAACGGUGGCAUGUUCCGGGUCGAAACCAAGUUGCUGGACCAAGCCACCUAUAACUCCUCCCUAAACUCCAACUCAAUCCUCGGUCCCUACGUCGAGCCCUACGCCAACACCCCAUCAACAGGCGGCACAGCGAUCGAUGCGCAGGGCAACAUCUACGUCAGCGACACGGACAGCCAGCGAAUCAUCAAAAUCUUCCCCAACUCUACGAUGACUUUGCUCGUGCAAGAUCCGAGAUUGUUGUGGGUGGAUGCGAUGUGGGUUGAUUCGCAGCAGAGGCUGUGGAUGCCGGCGGCGCAGCUCAAUCGAGGGACGCCGUUUAACGGUGGGAAGAAUUUGGUGGAACCGCCGUUGCAUGUGUUUAGUAUGGACAUUGGGGUCGGCCCUUCGCCUGUUGAUCAUGCAUGA